AUGUCAUUUCAAUACGAUUACUCGCAGCAGCAGCAGCAGCAAGGCUCUGCCUCGCCAACUGGAGCCUCCGCCGGCGGGCCCCCUCCUACUGGUCAAGCCGUUCCACAGCAACCCUCUGCAUCUCCUGUUCCCUAUCCUAACAAUUCUGCAGCGGGCUCUUCUAACGGCGCUGCUGGUGGCGAUGCUAAGACGACUUUGUGGUAAGUUUGAUGUUGAAGCCAUAAUGACGCCUCGGACACCGAUAUGGGGAAUUGCUCGUGUAACGUGUGAAUGUUUACGGCUAACUAACUUCUGCCUUAUAGGAUGGGUGAACUCGAACCAUGGAUCGAUGAGGCGUUUGUUAGAAAUGUUUGGUAUCAAUUAGGCGAAGGAGUUAAUGUUAAGAUGAUUCGCGACAAGUUUUCUGGGUACGCGUUUUCCCCCCUCAGCAGUUGAAUGGUCUCUUUUUUUCUCCCCCCCCCCCUUGGUUCCUGUAAAUUUUGCUUUCGUCGGGAUGACUAACAUUAUCUUUUCUUAGUAAUGCCGGUUAUUGUUUUGUUGAUUUCAGCAGUCCCGCUGCGGCUGCUAAAGCGUUGACGCUCAAUGCCACUCCUAUUCCCGGGAGCAACCGUCCUUUCAAAUUGAACUGGGCCUCGGGAGGAGGUCUUGCCGAUAGACGGUAUGCAUUAUGCUUUUAUUGGUUUGCCUUGUUCACAUUGGCUAAUCAAGUUUCAUGUAGUGACGAUCGUGGACCUGAGUACUCUAUUUUCGUUGGUGACCUUGGACCCGAGGUCAAUGAAUACGUCCUCGUUUCCCUUUUCCAGUCAAGAUUCCCGUCUUGCAAGUCGGCAAAGAUUAUGACGGAUCCCGUUAGCGGGAUGUCUCGUGGCUAUGGGUUUGUUAGGUUCUCGGACGAGAUGGAUCAGCAGCGUGCUUUGACUGAGAUGCAAGGCGUGUACUGUGGUAAUCGUCCCAUGCGUAUCUCCACCGCGACUCCUAAGAACAAGAGCACUACGGGCGGUCCUGUCAUGCCGGGAGCGCCCGGCCCUGUCGGUAUGUACUCUAUGGGAGCUCCUCCUAUGGGCUAUUAUGGCGCCCCCCAGCCAAUGAACCAAUUCACCGAUCCCAACAAUACUACAGUUUUUGUCGGUGGACUCUCUGGAUAUGUUACCGAGGACGAGCUCCGCUCAUUCUUCCAAGGCUUUGGAGAGAUCACCUAUGUUAAGAUUCCUCCGGGCAAGGGUUGUGGGUUUGUUCAGUUUGUCCAGAGACAUGCGGCCGAGAUGGCAAUCAACCAAAUGCAGGGAUAUCCUAUUGGCAACUCGAGGGUUAGAUUGAGCUGGGGACGAAGCCAAAACAACUCUGGGCCUGCGGGCACUCCUUAUAGGCCUGCUCCUCCUCCACCAGUUUAUCCGUCGAUGGGCAUUGCUCCUCAGCAUCAUUAUGCGUCUUUUGCGCCUUUAAAGUAGUUACUCUGUUUCUCUAAGCUCUUUUAUAGUUCGAUGUAUCUAUUACACGUUACUCUUUUUCUCCCCUUUACAUAUCCCCCCUCUUAGACGCUUCGAUUUCGAUGUCUCCAUUUUCCCAGCAGGAUCGUUCUUGUCCAUUAUCCCAUUAGGGCAUUUAUUGUACUGGGGCUCUUUUUUUUUUCUUUCUCUCUCAUGUGUGACGAUUUUUGGAGUAUGGCUGUUUGAUUUUGUUUGCUGAUUUGUUUGCGCCUUGCCUUUUUUGUAGUCCUCAUGCUGCUCACAUGCACCCGCCUCCUCAACCGGGCCAGAUGCCACCUCCGGGACCGCCAGGCGCAAUUCCUGGACCGACUGAUCCCACCGACCCUCUCGAUAUGCAGCGCAUGAAUACGAUGUACUUGGCCGCCAAGGAUGGCAGAAUGGACCGUCUCGAGGCCGACUCUCGUGGAUACCACUCCGUCUAUGCUGCUUAA
Molecule: messenger RNA, 1918 nt
Organism: Tuber aestivum (summer truffle)
Lineage: Eukaryota; Fungi; Ascomycota; Pezizomycetes; Pezizales; Tuberaceae
Source: the annotation of a GenBank genome assembly